AGGCUACGUACUGCGGAUGCUCGCCGGCCCCGUCGCCUUCCUUUCUUCUCCACGCUCGCUGUGCUAUUUCAUCGAUGCUGGUUCCGUCUUAUCCAUCAUGAGGACCGCAUUUCUUUGCGCGCUCGCUGCGCUUUUCCACUUUUAUUCCCCCGUCGGAGCCUCCAGCGACAAGUCCAAACAGGCACCGAAGCCCUGCACAAUCCACUCUCCCACAACCGACCGAUUCUUCGACCUCAACCCCAUCCAGGUCGUGCUGCCAGAGGAGGGCGAGAAGGUACACAAGGGCGACCGAACCGAAAGCUGGCAUGCAAAGGGCUACGACUAUGGCGCAAACUUCACCAUCAACUUCUGCGGGCCGGUAGUUGAAGAGCUUAAUGAGGUCAAGGAUUUAGACAAGAGCUUGUACCGGAAUGUCAGCGCUUUCUACGAGAGGGAUGGAGUGCAGUACGCGAUCGGCCUCGAGAACUCCGAGCCCGUCUUCCGCGGCCGCAAACUCGUUUUGAACUACACCGGCGGAUCCCUCUGCUCCUCUGGCCACUCGAAGCGUGCCCUCCUCCCUCACAAUGCAGAAGACCUCGCUACUCGUGAGAAGUACGAUGAUGACGACGACGAGGACAAGGACGAUCCAGGAGACGAUGAACCCAAGAAGAAGCCGACCAAAGGCUCCGACGAACGCCGCAAGUCUACAAUCAUCUCUCUUCUUUGUGAGAAAGACCCGCUGGCGACCACCGCGAUUGCAUUCGUUGCAGCAAGCGAAGACGAAUGCACCUACUUCUUCGAGGCUAGGACCAGCGCCGCCUGUGGCGGGAUCGAGGCUGCUAAGCAGACGCUCGGACCGGGCGGCGUUUUCGGUGUGAUUGCUUUGAUUGCGGCCUUGGUUUAUUUAGUCGGUGGCUGUGUAUAUCAACGCACAGUCAUGCAUCAGCGUGGAUGGCGUCAAUUGCCCAACUAUUCCAUGUGGGCUGGAAUCGGAGGAUUUAUCUGGGACGUGGUCAUCAUCCUGACCUCUUCAUGUGCACGCCUCCUUCCCUCACGCCGAGGCUACAGCCGAGUCUCUCUAGGCCACGAAAAUGGACGAGAUCGCGGCCGGGGACACCGAAAUGACGAUGAGAACCGACUGAUUGACAAUCUGGACGAAGAAUGGGAGGACUAAACACUUCAAUGUACCUUUCGCAUUUUACAAGGAGCAUUUGGCGUUCGGGUAAAGGCAUGGCUUGAGAUACGAAGUGUAGGAUAGGAUAGGAAGUGGCGUUGCAUUGUUUUAGUGCCGAAGCAAGGCGACAGCCAGAACAAAGCACUCGGAGGACAUAUUUUCGCAUCUACGUGCUCUUCAAUAGACAGGAUAUUAUCGCCUCGUGCCUAGGACGUGAUGUUUGCCGUUAGCUCAACAUACUUGACAUUUGAGCUAGGCGACAGGUG
Molecule: messenger RNA, 1419 nt
Organism: Mytilinidion resinicola
Lineage: Eukaryota; Fungi; Ascomycota; Dothideomycetes; Mytilinidiales; Mytilinidiaceae
Product: mannose 6-phosphate receptor domain-containing protein
Exons: 4
Coding region: 98-1153 (351 amino acids)
Biological process (GO): vacuolar transport
Source: RefSeq, a predicted model, not a curated record